This is a messenger RNA of Boleophthalmus pectinirostris (great blue-spotted mudskipper), 2141 nucleotides long. Its product is annotated as plexin-A1-like. Gene Ontology annotation, molecular function: semaphorin receptor activity; protein binding. Lineage: Eukaryota; Metazoa; Chordata; Actinopteri; Gobiiformes; Gobiidae. The record is from RefSeq and is a predicted model, not a curated record. The transcript is spliced from 7 exons. Bases 408 to 2141 code for a protein of 577 amino acids. Gene Ontology annotation, biological process: positive regulation of axonogenesis; negative regulation of cell adhesion; regulation of cell migration. Gene Ontology annotation, cellular component: semaphorin receptor complex.
CAGGAGCCGCGGCGGAGCGCACGAGCCUCGGCUUCUGCUACGAGCAAAGAACGAAGCAAAAAAACACGAACAACGAAGCCGAGCCGUGGAAAUAUCGCUUUAAACUUGUGGAUUUUAAAACCAUGGGGAGGAUAUCUGCCGUACGGAUCACGUAAACCCCGCUGCUGCUCGUGCGUCGGUGAAGGAUGUACGGCUCCACUCCAAGGAUUUUUUCCAAUCGGACUAAACCUGAAUAGGAUUCUACCUUCUCCUUCUCCGAUCUCGCCUUUUCAAACCUCUGGAAUUCCACUUUUUUUUCCCCUUUGAACGGAUCUAAAAAAACCUUCCAUCCUGAUUUCGUUGGAUUAAACGCCGCGUCUCUCCCUCCCCUCCCCCUCAAACCUCCCCCCUCGUUCACCGCCUCCAACAUGGCCUCCCAAACUCCCGGCGCUUUCCGGAAACCCCUGCUCCAGAUCGUCGCCCUGCUCGUCGUUUUCUCGCCGUUUUCCCUCUCGCAGACCGCUCCUUUCCGACGCUUCGCCCCGUCCGACCACGGCCUGACGCAUUUGGCGAUUCACAACAAAACGGGCGAGGUCUACGUGGGCGCGGUCAACUGGAUUUACAAACUCUCCGGCAACUUGACGAAGCUGCGGAGUCACAUGACGGGGCCGGUGGUGGACAGCGAGAAGUGCUACCCGCCGCCGAGCGUCCAGCCCUGUCCGCACGAACAAGCGUCCACGCCCAACGUCAACAAGCUCCUGCUCAUCGACUACUCGCGGAACCGGCUCAUCGCGUGCGGGAGUACGUCUCAAGGAAUCUGCCAGUUCCUGCGGCUCGACGAUCUGUUCAAACUGGGAGAGCCGCACCACCGCAAGGAGCACUACCUCUCCAGCGUCUCCGAGUCCGGAACCAUGUCCGGCGUCAUCAUCCCGUACGCCAACAGCCCGACCAGCAAACUCUUCAUCGGGACGCCCAUCGACGGGAAGUCCGAGUAUUUCCCGACGCUCUCCAGCCGCAAGCUGAUGGAGAGCGAGGAGGACGCGGACAUGUUCAGCUUCGUUUACCAGGACGAGUUCGUGUCGUCGCAGCUCAAAAUCCCGUCGGACACGUUGUCGAAAUUCCCGGCGUUCGAUAUUUAUUACGUUUACAGUUUCAGCAGCGAGCAGUUCGUGUAUUACCUCACGCUGCAGCUCGACACGCAGCUCACCUCCCCGGACGCCAGCGGGGAGCAGUUUUUCACGUCCAAAAUCGUGCGUUUGUGCGUCGACGAUCCGAAGUUCUACUCGUACGUGGAGUUUCCCAUCGGGUGUACCAAAGACGGCGUGGAGUACCGACUGGUGCAGGACGCCUACCUCGCCAAGCCGGGGAAGCAGCUGGCCGGCUCGCUCGGGAUCUCGGAGGACGAAGACAUUCUGUUCACCGUUUUUUCUCAGGGUCAGAAAAACCGCGCCAAACCUCCCAAAGAGUCGGCGCUGUGUCUGUUUACGCUUCGGAAAAUCAAGGAGAAGAUUAAAGAGCGGAUCCAGUCGUGCUACAAGGGAGAGGGGAGGCUGUCUCUGCCCUGGCUGCUCAACAAAGAACUCGCCUGCAUCAACUCGCCUCUUCAGAUCGACGAUAACUUCUGUGGGCAGGACUUCAACCAGCCUCUGGGCGGCACCAGCACCAUCGAGGGCGUCCCCCUGCUGGUGGAGCGAGACGACGGACUCGCCGCCGUCGCCGCCUACGACUACAGCGGGCACACGGUGGCGUUCGUGGGCACCAGGAGCGGGAAACUCUACAAGCUCCUGGUGAACUCGGUGAGCUCGUCUCGUGCGGCUCUGAUCUACGAGAAAGUGACAGUGAGCGACGCAGGAAGUGCUCUGCUCCGAGACAUGAGGUUCAGCCCCGACAGGCGGCACCUGUACACCCUGACAGACCGACAGGUGGUGCGCCUGCCGGUGGAGAGUUGUGAACAGUACACUUCCUGUUCUGAGUGUUUAGGCUCCAGAGACCCUCACUGCGGCUGGUGUGUGCUGCACAACACCUGCUCUCGUCGAGAUCGAUGUGAACGAGCCUCAGAACCUCAGAGAUUCACCUCAGACCAGAGACAGUGUGUGGAGCUGAGCGUCCAACCCAACAACGUGUCUGUCACCAUGUCCCAGGUCCAGCUCAACGUGGAAUAA